This is a messenger RNA of Oxyura jamaicensis (ruddy duck), 5940 nucleotides long. RefSeq names its product phosphoinositide-3-kinase regulatory subunit 6 (gene PIK3R6). Gene Ontology annotation, biological process: G protein-coupled receptor signaling pathway; positive regulation of MAP kinase activity. Gene Ontology annotation, molecular function: 1-phosphatidylinositol-3-kinase regulator activity. The transcript is spliced from 23 exons. Gene Ontology annotation, cellular component: phosphatidylinositol 3-kinase complex, class IB. The coding region runs from base 1141 to 3405 and encodes 754 amino acids. NCBI's taxonomy places the organism in Eukaryota, Metazoa, Chordata, Aves, Anseriformes, Anatidae. The record is from RefSeq and is a predicted model, not a curated record.
CAGGGGCUGCUGGGGGCACCCGUCUCCACGGCGGGGGCUUUGUGCAAAACAGAUGUGCACGGCGUGCUCCGGACUGGAAGAGCUGGCAGGGGCACAAAACUUCAUGCUGGAGCUGGAAAAGCCUCCCGCCUGGACAGACUCCUCCUUGUCUCUGUAGCAACCCUGUUUAUUUCCCGGCGCGGGGCGUGCAGCGUCAGGCACUCUCGCUGCCCAGGCUGGGAGGCGGCAGCCUCCACGCCAAGAGGCCCGAGCCCUGGCUAGGCUGUGCCCCAGCAGCCCAACCUGCACGGCUGGUUUGGGGGAUUAGGGCAGGGCAGGGCUGGAGCCCUCUUCCACCCGCUCCUGCACGUCCAGAGAGUGCCGGACUUUGAAGCGUGCAGCCACCCCGGCGCUGUCCCUGCACCCGCUGGGCAGAGCGGAGCCCCGAUGGCUGCCCCCGGACCCCGCUGUGCCCCUCCGUGCUGGAUGCGACCCCGGGUGCACGCCUGAUGCUCCUGCUGCCUGCCCCACCAAGCAGGGAGAACCUGAGGGAGAGCAUCUGGUUUCGUAUCAGAGCUGCCUGAAACCACAAGCCCUGCCAGGUUUUGGAGUUGAAACUGGAAAUGGGUCCAGAAGAGUGGUCCCCCUGCUUCUUCUGCAGGUCUCCUCCGCGCCAGCAGCCUGUUUGAGUGGGGACAAAAAUAAGGCUCCUCAACAGGCUCUCCCAGGGCCAGCGUUUACGCCCCGCGCUGCCGUAUUUCCCCUUGGCUCCGCUCUCAUCUCCCCACCAUCGUGUGUGCUGGCUGGGGCCUCUGAGCCCUUCCUGUUUCGAGGUAGAAAGCUUGUGGUCACCAGUGAGCAGCGGGCUCCGACACGCACACAGAGCAGAAGCGAGCCCCGGCAGGGUUCAACGUGGGCUGCCGGUGCCGGAGCUCAGGAUUGCUGCUUCGCUGUUAGCUCCUGCCUGCGUUGCCUCCUCCUCCUCCUCGCCAUGAGCCUGCCAGGACCAUCCCGUGCCCUGCGGUGACGCUGGGAGCUGGAAGGACACAAGGGAAGGCAAGACACCGGACCCGAGGCCAUGCCCGAGCAGAGUGAGCAGCAGCCGCGCACUCGCCCAUCGUUGCAGCCGUGCCCGUGUCCUGCUGCAGCCCCGGCCCGGCCAUGGAGAGCACAGAGGUGGAAUCGGACAUCCUGCGCCGUGUCCGCACGCUGCUGCGAGAGCUGGACGGCCACCACCCCGCCUGCCAGCGCGACCGAGGGAUGCUGCGAUGGACGCUGCACAAAAAAAUUGACCAGAAUCCCAGUAACAGCUCCAUCCUGGUCAGGAUCUUGGUGAAAGAGCUGGAAAGGGCGGAGCGAGGCGACUACCGACAUUAUAUCAUCCCCCUGCUGCACACGCUGAUGUACACCCUGAUAAAGGCUCCCUGUAUCUCCGACGAGCUCUGCAGCAGAGUGUAUGACUUCUGCAAGAAGCUGCUCACCCUGCCCAAGCCUUUCUGCACCAUUGGUUUGGACUACGCUGUCAGGCUGAAGAUGGAAAGGACAGCACCGGGUAUGCUCUACCAAAGAAUGGUGAUUUCCGAACAAAGUCUAAAAAGCAACCCGUACCCUUACCAGGAAAAGAUUUUCAUCUUCGCUGACCCGGAGCUGCUCUCCGAAGCCAUCUGCAACGCGCUGGUGACCGACACGCAGGCGGCUCGGCUCUCCCAGAGCCCGCGGGCAUGCAUGUGCUACGUGAUCAUCCACGCCAUGCAGGCAGCCCUGGGCGAGGGCUGCGACCUCAGCGGCUUGCGGAUGAGCCUCCAGGACAUGUCCAUGAGUAAGGUCGAGCACUGGUUCCAGCAAGUGGUGGCGGCUGUUGAGUGCGGGGGAAGCGAAGCGAGUGUGGACCGCGGACAGCAUGUGGAGAGGCUGGAGAAGAUUUACUGUGCCCUCCUCGGCUCCUCGCCACCAGGUGAUGCUCCCCUGGGGAGGCUGCAGGGCAUCCCUCUGCCUAACCCCAACAUCAGCUUCCACCUCUGGAAGGAAGACGACCAGAUCUGGAAGGAGCUGGUGCUGUUCAUCCGCCCGCUGUCGCAGAGCUGCGAGCCUGACCGCCUGAGCCAGGACCUGGACAACUUCGAGAUCCAGGACAUCAUUUCGGAGUGCGAGUGCUGCGAGCAGACCCGCUUCUCCGUGCUCUCCACCGACAGCGGCAUCGAGCGGGACCUGCCUCCGGCAGCCGAGGAGCCCUUCGCCCCUUGCAGCGCCGACUCGGAGCAAUCCCGGCUCCAGAGGAAGGGCGGCAUUAAAAAGAAGCCAUCCCCACUAGAGAGCAUGGCAUUCCUGCAGAGCGGCUGCAACAGCCCCGGGGCGAAGCCCACGGCCAAGGCACAGAAGAGGACGGGCGUCCCCGCCAAGCCCCCGGCCCCGCUCCAGAGGCUGCACACUGCACGCGUCGUGCUGCUGGGGGACGACCGGGUCCUGGGGCGCCUGGCCCAAGCCUACCACUCCUUGAGGAAGCGAGAAACACGGCGUGUGUUCCUGACUCCGAGGCUGAACCUGCAGUUCUACUACAUCCCGGUCGUGACGGGGCAGCCGAGUGCGCUGACAGCCACGACCCAUGCUGCUGCCAGCCCCGAGGAGCUCUGCGAGGUGGCCGGGUACCUGGGCAGAGCCGACCCCUGGUACGACAGCAACAUCAACACGCUGUGCCACAUGAUCCCCAAGCUGGCCACCAUGCCUUCCUCUCCGAGCAAACAUCUUGUGACUGAUCUCUUCAUCACCGAUGUGAUCGCCUACUACGUCCGCAUGGGCGCCCAGCCCGUCUGCUUCCAGGUCUACACAGUGAAGGUUUUCUUCAAUGACCCAGCGCUGGAGCCAGCUGAGGAUGUCUUCCUCACUGAGCUGUGUGCCCAAGUGCAGGAGAGCAUCUCCCACAGAGAGUUAAACCUGACUAAGAAGAAAACGACCCUGGAGGGCCCUGGCAUAGAUCUUGCAGUAACGUACAAGAAGGUUGUGGUGAGUGACCGGGCAAAGGAGGUGUCAGCAUCCCUGCGCUCCACAGGCCUCGUGAUGAAGGCCAUCCCUGCCGAUGAGGCCGAAGAUCUGUUGUGUCUGAAUGUGAACAUCACUGAAAUCAUUAAGAUCAACAACUUGUCGGGACGAUCCUUCUCAGCCAUGGCAAACAGGUUGAAAACGCGCGAUAUCAAAAUCAGGAGCACAGAGCAGAGGCCCUUCACGGUGUGCCUGGACAAGGACAGCAGAAGAACCUACAGGAAUGUGAUUAGCGUGGAAGUGUCACCCUGCCUAGAGCCCAGCUACUGCUUGCAAAAGACAAGGACAAUGAAAUCCAGCGUGCACGAAGCAGAGGAUGUGGGCCUUGUGAAAUACAUGCCCAAGUCUCUGCUGUUGCCCAUCAACACAUUUGCAGGCGUCAUCCAAUGAAGCAAAUGAGAAAAAAGCUGGUGUGAAAGAUGUGACAUCUGGGUCCUCAAAGAAGAGAUGGAAAAAGAAAACACACUAAGAAGCCACCAACAGUGAUUUUACGACCAUAAUGGUGUUUCUAGAGCUGCAAAGGCAGAGGUGGAGAGGGCUCACGGAGGACAGCUGCGUGCUGGUGAAUGGCAGUGGUGACCACAUCCAAGGAGCCCUGCCAAGGGGCAGAGCUUUCCUGAAGACCUGAGACUUUCAACCUUUUGCACAAGUCAGGAAAAACCUUUGAGAUGUUUCAUUUCAGGAAAAGGACUGAGGAAAAUACAGCUCAGGUGAUGGCGUGUGCUGUGUUGUGGAUCGAAGAGCAGUUGCUAUUAGUAAUAUUUAUUAUGGUGGUGUGUCCUGUCCUGGCAUAGGAUCAGGGCUUGUUUUGCUGGGUUCUGCACAGCAAACUCAAUUCUGGCACAGGAUGAUGUAUUUGGGCAAACCGAUAAUUGCUCCCCUGACUCAACCAGGAAACCUCACUGCAAGCCCAACCACAACUGGGAGCAUCUGUGCAUGUGUGUGAGACUUCCAAUGCAGGAAGCCAGUGGGAAACCUGCUGUUGUUUCAGAGGGGCUAUAGAAGAUAACGACAGAUGGUGUGACACAGGGAUGUGGGAAAUCUAGUGCAAUAUUUGGCGGUGCUGAACUGGACUAGAACUGCUCAGGGUGCUGAGGCUUUGCUCUGAGAAGCAACCUCCUGCGAUCGAUGGAGAAGCAGAACACCUGGAAGACUUCUCUGUUCCUUUCCUCUGCUGCUAUCAUGGUGUAGAAACCCUCCCCUCAUUUGCAGAUGGGCUCCAGCUAACCCACUUUUAUUGAUGAUCAUGUCAGAGGCCUUGUCUUCAUUCCAGCUUGUGGCUGGCUGAAAUAAUGGAAGAAACGAGGUGCGUAUUUAUUGACUCUCUGAAUGUGGUCUGAGGUAUCUGGGGCGUCUCCAGGGAGUCUUCCAGAAAAUCGUGGUGGUAGGGAUUUGGGAUCAUUCCUUCUAUGACACUAUCAUUUCUUACUCUCUUGGCUCCCAGAUAAAUCCUUACCUGGGUUGCCUUCACUCAGAGGUGCUUGCUUGGAUCUCCUGCCCAAAGGAAGUGUCCUUUGGCUUUGUCUGUGUGCGUAGCAGCUCCUCCAGCUCUGCCUGUCACCCACGGGGAGUCCCUGGGGCCAGCUCUGCAAUGAGGUGAUGCUGACCCAGCUGCUGCGGCACUGGCAAACCCCUCUGUUAGCCCCAAUGGCUUGUGCCAGUUGGAGAAAUGCUGGUGUGGGCUCAGUUUUUGUAGCCAACCAGAAGUCAAAGCUGUAGUUUAAGGCUGUGGUCACCAAGAGCAGAAGGAACCUCCUGAGGACAGCUCAGUUCUUCCUUGGGAAAAAUGCUGAAGGUGAGAGAAGAGCCAGCUUUGGCAGGGUGAGUCCCAGCCAGCAAUGACACGGGGGAUCCUGGGAAAUGCUCCCCCUGAGCCAUUUCACCCACACCUGGAGCAAGGCGCCCACCUCUAUCCAGGUGUCCAGGUCUGGAGGUCCUUCCCCUGACCUGCCCCACGCCUGUGGGUUGUCCUCCUGGCUAUAUCUCACGGAAUCCCCCCGCUGCUGUCCCUCAGGGUCACCUUGGCACAGGAGGCAUUUUGCCGCCUGUUCCAAGCUCAGGGUUUAUUCACUCUCAUUUUGAAUGCCCCAUGCAGACCCAGAUUAGCACUGAAAUACAUUACCAGGGGUAAAGCAACACCAGAGCUGUGGGUGGGUGAUGCGUUAUUUAGCGGUGUAAAGAGCCUCCAGGUCCCCAAAAGUAUUAAAUCGCCAAACCAGCACAAACACCUGAAAGAUCAUGUUAGGCAACAGCAACACGACCAUUUCCCCAGCCCCCCAGCCUCAGAAUCCCCCCGCAGGAGUCACAAACCUGUAAGAAGACCUCAGCAACCGCGUUUGGUUCUUCGGUACUGUUUUUCACCUCCACUUACUCACAAAUCAAGAAUUGUUGGUGUCCACCAAUGCCAGGCUUAGUCAGCAAGCAUUUUGGCCCUGAAGGGAGCUGGAUUUGGAGAGGAGGCUCGGGAACGAGUCAAGAAACACACGUUUGCACCAACCGUCUUCCUCUGUGAGCUGCUGCAUAUGCUAACUUUGGGCUUAAGGGGGUGGCAGUGGCUCUUCAGACCUCCGCUCCCUUGGGGCUUCGUUGCAGGGGGUUGCACACCCCUGGUAUGCCCGGAUACUACUUACAAAGCCAUGAGACCAUGCUUUGGGUUGGAGCUUGGUCUGCGGCGUCCAGAGUUGGCUCUGUACCGUUGUACAUGAUGUAGAUGGAUUAUAAGUUAUUUGUACAGGUGUCAGAGAUGAUCUAUAUCAGAAGGUGCGAUCCUUUUAAUGCCAAUUGAAUAUAUAUAUAUAUAUAUAAAAGCACAGCAGAACUGGACAGAAUUGUUGGUGUUUAUUUUUUCUAUUUGUAUGCAGCUGGGGUGAGUGAGGAAAAAGUUGGUAAAAACUACCAAAAAAAGAAUGAAAGGACCUUUGGCCC